This is a messenger RNA of Dreissena polymorpha, 6442 nucleotides long. Its product is annotated as nephrin-like. The transcript has 18 exons. Gene Ontology annotation, molecular function: cell adhesion molecule binding. Lineage: Eukaryota; Metazoa; Mollusca; Bivalvia; Myida; Dreissenidae. The coding region runs from base 371 to 3976 and encodes 1201 amino acids. The record is from RefSeq and is a predicted model, not a curated record. Gene Ontology annotation, cellular component: cell-cell junction. Gene Ontology annotation, biological process: cell-cell adhesion.
GCAUUUAAGUUUGCAAAAUUUUGUUUUCGCGAUGUUGUGCCAGUUGUCGUUAUGUGCGCUUGACUCGUUCACUUGUAAACGUUAUUUCGUUAUAAACAUUCCACACACAGGAGCAUAUAGGUGUAAUUUAGGUCAUGUUAAACGAAGGAUGAAUUUAUAAAACUAUAUAAUUACUUCCGGGUGGGAAUAUUAUUUACUUCGCGUUAUAGAAUACUGUUGCAAGUUUAAGUAGAUAAAAUACUAUGAUUAUUAAUUUGUCAUUGUGUUAAACAAAUAUUGUGUUAAACAACUAGUGUUAGACACAUUAUAGAACCAUCAAUCUUUAAUUGAAAAUGUGCAUUAACGGUUAUGAGAUCAAACACAACAGUGAAUGGAAGUGAAACGUAUGGCCAUGUAUACCGAUAGAAGAAAUGUUACACCGUGUCAGACACAUCAUGGGAUUACAUUUACUUUUAAGAUGAAACAUGUGUUUUACGCCUAUCUAUUAGGAUUUGCUGUAGGUUAUCAUGUUGCCUUUGGCCAGGUUACACUGACUCCCAAUACCACCAUGCAGGCUGAGUACUCUUCACUGCAGCUCAGAUGCACUCUACAGCCUCAUAUGGAGGAUGUUGCCGUCUGGAGAAGGAGAAGCUUUGGUGCAGCAACAGAGAUAAACAUACUGUUUAUAGCGAUAAGGGGCGCUGACCAGUGCGACUAUGACCCACCUACUCCACCCAGUUUCAUGUCCUGCAGCUGCAGAUCCAGGGAGUAUACAUGCAUCAUCAAAGGCCUGACUCGUGAUCAGGAUGGAGAUCAAUGGAGAUGUAGGAGUACAAACCCAGAUGGACAGCAAGUGUUUAGCACUAAUGUGACUCUCCACAUAUUAAUUCAAAUAUCGAGUGUGACAAUUUCACCGUCAUCUGAUACUGUGCGGGUUGUUGAAAACUCUGACCAGACAUUCACUUGUAAAACUUCCUGGGGGAAACCUGCUGCAACUGUAACAUGGUACAAAUCAUCUGAGAUCAUGGGAUCAUCUGAGGUUGCUAUCACGACAGGUAUAGUGUCUUCACAAAGUAUCCAUCAAGAUAGGACAAUCCAGGUGACCAGUACACUGACAUACACAGCUAGUAGGACUGACAAUGGUUACAGAGUGUUCUGCGAUGCAACAAAUGGUGGCGUUGCCGUGCAGUCAACUACCAGGCCUCAGUUGGACAUAUUAUAUCUACCUAGCGAUGGUCCAGUUAUACAAGCUUUGCCUGGUGCUGGUGUGUACAAGAUGAUACGUGGCUCUUCAACCCAGCAACGACUGACCUGCUCUGUUACUGGUGGUUAUCCACUGCCCACUCUGUCCUGGAACUGCUAUGAUGGUACACACAAUGGUUCUACGCAAGGUGACAUUGUCUCACUGACUGUGUACUGGACUGCCGACAUGAAUGUAGACUCUACCUGUACCUGUACUGCAUUUCAAUCUGGAUCAACAUGGACGAGGAAUAAGUCUGUUUCGGUCACAGUACUAUACUCACCAUCUCGUCCAAGCUGUAGUGUUGGUUCUGCCACAGUCACCAACGGCACUGUCAGAGUUAUAAGAGGCAAGAAAUUUGAUAUCUCAUGCAGCGCAAUUGCUAACCCUUCACCAACCUACAUAUGGACGACCCCACCUGAUGGAAACACAGUUAACAAUCCAGAGCUGUCUGUACCCAACAUACAAACUGGAGGCACAUACAGUCUGUCAGUGCGUAACAUAAUGGAGCCAACAACGGGAGAGAUUGAGUAUGGUUUUGCAAAUUCAACAUUCAACAUUGAUAUACUUGAAUCUCCAUCUGUACCUAUAUUCUACUAUGGAACCUCAUCUUCUGGUACUGUGAUACCUAACAACCACCUAGAUGUUAUCAUAGGGACACAAUUCUCUGUGACCUGUGUCGCUACUGGCAACCCUUCACCCACCUAUACAUGGAGUGGAAUCAGUCAGACUUGGUCGACCACAGCUCAGACCAACCUUACCAAGACAUGCAGUGUGGUCAAUACAUUAAACCAAACUGGAUACAAUAUAGAACCCGGGACUCGCCAGGAAAACCAACUAAACUUGACAGUAAUGUUUCCUCCUGGAGUUAUUGAGUGCACAGUCGGCUCGUCCAGAUUUACAUCUGGACUAGUGAAUGUCUUACGAAAUAAAGCAUUUAAUAUACGAUGUGACAGCACCAGUUUCCCUGCCCCAUACAAUUACACAUGGACUUUACCAAAUGGUGGAAUUCGAAUGGGACCAGAGCUCAGGGUUAAUAGCAUACAAGCUGUACUAACAAGCCAGUAUCGAGUUACUGUCAACAACAUCAUGGUCCCCAGUGUAGGCCAGGCAACAACGGGCACAAAUUCAACCAUUCUAGAUAUUCAACUUUUGUAUCCACCAGGAAUCCAGUCUGGUAUCCGUAUACAAGGAGACAGCACUACAUCCCGUGUCAAUGACAGCUACAUAUCAACAGUGGAGAAUAGCACAUUUACCUUGUCAUUUGAUGUCAUGCCUGGAUAUCCUGCAGCCACAAUAUAUACUUGGGUCAGACGUAGUGGAGGCAUUUCCACUAAUAAUCAAGCAAUAACGUUCACCAGAAUUACGCGGGCAAAAGCAGACUAUUACAACUUUACAGCCCUCAAUCAUAUGAAACCUACUGGAUUUGCUUUAGAAAAUGGCACAACAUCAAUUGAUGUCUAUAUUAAUGUUAAAUACAGGAGUGCCAUCACUGCAUUCUAUGCAAAUCCUGCCCAAGGGAAUAUAACCGUUGAAGUAUCAGAAGGGACUCCACUUAAACUCACUUGUGUGACAGACAGUAAUCCAUGGCCUGACAUAGCGCUGACAAGAAAUGGAGUAGUUGUACAAGAGAAUGCCUCAGUCAGACAGAUAGAGUAUAAUAAACCAAGCAGCUCCUGUGAGAAUGACGUGGGAGAAUACACAUGUUUGUCACAGAAUGAACUGAAUCCAUCGGCAGACAAGAGGACUCUGCGUUACUAUGUGCUAUGUACACCAAGGCUGUCCCCAUUUAUACAGCACAGUGCAAAUGUAACAGGUAGUCUCCACUCCUCAGCUGACAUUUCCGUUACGAUGAUUGCAUAUCCAGCUCCAACCUAUACCUGGCAGAAACUGAAUGAUUCAGGCUGGAAAGAAAUAGAAACCUCUUCACGGGUAUCAAUUGUAACGUCUGUGGAUCGAUUGCAGUCAAAUGUGAGCAUUUCUGACAUACAGGAGGCGGAUUUUGGAAGCUAUCGUGUGAUUGCUAAAAAUUCACAAGGAGAGAUUCCCAUAGUUUUGUAUUUCCAAGUGUCAUCCGAACCUGAGCCUGUUAGGAAUCUGCAGUUCAUUGAGGGUUCUUUGACAGAAAACAGCGCUGUGAUUAUGUGGUCACCAGGGUUUGACGGAGGAAAUCCACAGACCUUUCUUGUAUUAUUCAAGAGAAGAGCUGACAAUGAAUGGUCUGCACCAAUGGAGACAACAGUCGCCAAUAUAACACUGACAGGUUUGCAACCAGGAACGGAUUAUCAGGUCAAAGUGCUUGCUGAGAACAGUAUUGGAAGUUCGGAACAUUCAGAGCCAAUUUCAUUUACAACGUUAAUAAUAGAGAAACCCAAUAAUGCUGCACUAAUCGGUGGUGCUAUUGGUGGAGUAAUCGGAGCAGCAUUAAUUCUUGUUGUGGUUGUACUGGGUGUGAGGAAAUGUAGACAAGUAAAAGAUUCAGCCAACAAGUCUGUAUGCGAAACAACGCACACAAAUACGGUUUAUAACAGGGAUUACGACGAGCUUUCACAAUCGCAUGCGAUUCGUCUGGCAGAUACAAAUACCAGCGUUUAUGACCCAGCCACGAAGACCUAUGAACUUCUAGAUGCCAGCCAGAGCGAUAAGAACACGUAUGCAUCAUUAGCCAAACACCAACCUUCGAAGAGUGCAGGCUUGUAUGAGAAUACUCAUACAGAUGCAGGUACUGCGGAGUAUAUGAAUUUAAGGAUUGCAUAAAUCAAGAUUCUCCUUUGUGGAAAACGGACAGUACUCGACGAACAUAUCUCAAUCGCUUUAAAGGUGAAUAUGCUGAAAACAAAACUGUUAAUGCUUGAAAACAUAAACUUACCAAAUAAUGUUAUCUGAUAAAAGUGUUAGCUUAACGAUCCUGAUAAAGUCAUAUAAAUUACAACAGUUUUGAUAGAAAAAUGCUGACAAUUGAAGGUUCCCAUAUUAUCUGUCACAUUCAUGAAUCUAUAAGAGAUUUUACUACUUUUUGGGCAUCUGUUUUUAUCUAUAUAUAGGGGUAUAUAGUUAAUAGAUCAUCUGAUCACGAAGAUCUUAAGGUGACCUAUUGUGAUCGUUCCGCAUUCCGGUCACCGUCGUGUAGCACGUGUUUUUAACUGUACGCUUUUUACCUCUCUAUAGAGACCAUUUGAUUUCUUCAAUCUUGAUGAAACUCAGUCAUAAAGAUUUUUCUGCACAAUGUCUCGACCAAGUUCGAGUCUAAGUCGUGUGUGUCCGUAAACUAAGUUAAAGUCUUGUUACCACACUAUAGGCAACAUUUAUGAAUAAAACGUGGUAACAAUGUUUAUCUGGACAAUAUGCCAGGUUCCAAUCUGGAACACAUGUAAAUAAUCUAGGUAUUCAAGUAAGAUCUAUGUUUUGUCACUACGGAAGCCACAUUCACGACUCGAUUUUGAUUAAACUUCGUUAGGAUAUACAUUGUAUCCUUACAAUAUCUGUACCAAGUUUUAAUCUUGAUUUUUGGAAAUCAAAAACUAGGUCACAAGGUCAUAUAUUAGAAACGAAGCGCUGCCUAUGUAGAUCACUUUUUGCAUCAAAACUGAUGAAAUUUAGUUCAAAUGAUAAUCAUGCCAAUAUCUCAGCAAGUGUAGAGUCUUGGUCAGUUGGAGUCCUCGCGUCAAAUAUUUAUCAACAGGUUCAUUGUGAAUUCAGGUGAUUAAUAUAGUACUUUCAUGAUCCUCUUGUAAAAAUCAAAUGCCUUAUACAUACAAGAUUUACACUGCUAAGUGACCCCGGUUUUAUUGUUUAGUUAUAAAUAUAUAUGAGGGAUUUCAAUUGCAGCAGAAUCCUGCUUGUUGAUGCGAGAAGUUUGCAAUGUUGUCACUUUUGACUCCUCCAUCAUUUUGAUGUAAAUGUUACCCUGUAACGAACAUGAAAUGCAUUUUUUAUUACACAAAAUGAUGUUUUAGUAUGGAAAUAUAAUGUUAUUCAGUUGAACAAAUAUUAAAAAACAAACUUACGAGAUUUCAAUAUUUUGAUCCCUGAAUCUUCAUUUGACCCCUGAAAAUUUCAAGCACAGGGGUCAUUUGAAGUCUGGUUUUCAAAAACUAUUGAAAUCUCUGAUUAUAGUGUCAAAUAGUACAAAGUUAAAUCGCAUUUUAUAAGUGUUUUACGCCCUUUUGGGACACUAGUUUGGUGAUACAUGGUUUUGGAAGGGACUUAAACUUGUAACAUGGUUUUCAAAAUUGACAUUAUGUUUAUUUCACUUGAUGUUUUCUUUUAGGCUAUGUAUUACAACGUCUAUUUAGAUAAACUCAAUAUUGUUGUUUAAAACAUUUAACAAAUUUAACAAUGCAUGCUAAGAUAAAUCGUAUUACAAUAUUAUUGCUCAUAAAUUAUAAUUAUCUAGUUGCAAUAUUACAACUCCGAAGUUUUAUCACACUUCGGGUCUCACUGAUGUUAAACUAUGUUGAUAGUAUUUAGGAAAGACUAAAUCUCCACACGAGACUUAAAAGGUCUACGGCAAAUUUUUGUUAAUAGUUUUAGUUCAUAUAAAUAACGAUUGUUUAUCUCAGGAAUUGCAUGCUUAUAUGAAUAUAGCUGAAUAACUGUUACAUGAAUUAAAUAUGUGAUUUAGUUGUUAAAGUGACCUUUUCACGUUUUGGUAAAUUGACAAAAUUUAAAAACAAAUGUUUCAGAUUCAAAAGUUGUCGUGGUAGUUAUGAUAUUUGUGAGAAAACAGUAAUAAUGAACAUUUAGCGCAUGCUGUAAAAUAUCCAUUGUAUGCAUCUGUUGACGAUUUAAAAACCUGAAAAUUAUUAAGCAUUGAAACGCGAAACGAUUGAAUAAUUUGGAGAGUUCUGUUGUUGUCGAUAUAUUUUGUGACAGCCCAGUUAAGGGUUACUUUUUUUUUCUUAAAUUUUAUGCUUGUUAUGUUACUGGAGCUUUUUAGAUCCAAUGUUCACACUUAUCAACAUAAAGUAUUUAAUAACACACUUCAAUAUCUGCCAAAAUCUGUGAAAAGGUCCCUUUAAUGUAACAUGGUGAUCGUACCAUAAAUACAUGUAUUACACAAUAGUAUGAAGUUUAGAAUCGACAUGCUUUAUUUGUGUGUUAUUUUGAUGUUAUAUAUAGAUUAUUGGCACAUGAGUUAUUAAUAAUACUGAAUAAACUUGUUUGCCUUUUUGUAAAACUUGUAACCAUUAUAUGUAUAAUUUUAUUAUGCUUUCUAAUAUA